Messenger RNA from Penicillium griseofulvum, 654 nucleotides. RefSeq lists its product as uncharacterized. Gene Ontology annotation, biological process: protein phosphorylation; regulation of mRNA processing; spliceosomal complex assembly. The record is from RefSeq and is a predicted model, not a curated record. NCBI's taxonomy places the organism in Eukaryota, Fungi, Ascomycota, Eurotiomycetes, Eurotiales, Aspergillaceae. Bases 1 to 654 code for a protein of 217 amino acids. The transcript is spliced from 3 exons. Gene Ontology annotation, molecular function: ATP binding; protein kinase activity.
AUGGUACAACUGGAAGAUCGUGAGCUCUUAUCCCAGGAUGCUCGAGACGAGUUUGAAAACCCACUACCCCAGAAGCAUUGCAAUGAUGGACGCAUCAUAUAUCUGUCUCGUAAGGGCUAUGGACCACUGAAGGACAUCAUCGGACUGAUUGAAGUCGUCGACUUUGACCUAGCAGUCCCAGGUGAUAUUCUUCAGCAUGGCUGUAUCCAGGUGGAGGUAUAUCGUGCGCCAGAGGUCAUCCUUGACAAAGGGUACACGUAUAGUGCUGAUAUAUGGAGCCUAGGAGUCAUGCUAUGGGAUUUUCUAGAAGGACGAACGCUGUUUGAAUCAGUUGAUCCACGCAUAGUUGAAGAUUAUGAUGACGAAACGCAUCUUUCGUAUAUAACGUCGCUUUUGGGUCCUGCCCCUAAAGACUUUGUUCGCCACGGCAAGAGGACAUCGAUGUUCUAUACGGACGCUGGAACACUCAAAAAGGAAGACCUUGUCCCUAGCAACUUUAGCUUUGAAAGCACCCUCUCCAAGUUUGACGGGGAAGAAAAGAGAAUGUUUAUUAGCUUCGUCAACCGGAUGAUCAAAUGGAAACCCGAAGAGCGGAGUACGGCGAAGGAGCUACUGCAGGAUCCAUGGCUUCACAAUGAUUAUCCGAAAAUAUGA